AGCCUGCUCGUCGGAUAGUCGCAGACGAAUCGCGCAACCGAUCGGAUCGUUUUCGUAUACUCUUCCGCCGCGCGUUCGGGUCAUCAAGUCGCUUCAUUACCAUAGGACUCGUUCAGCGGGACACACAAAGGAAACGGCUAAUUGUGCGCUUAUCCAGUUUGAAGCAGUUCAAUCAGUUGACAGAGCCGGGCGUUAUCGAGUGUGUAGCACAGCUUAACUUGGCGAGCUCCAAAUGGCACCCAACGCCAUGUGAGAACGAGGAUGCCAGAAUUGCGAUGGCCAAAGCGAAAAGUCAACUCAUAGCCAAUCCCUCCCCUCCUUUGACGCCCAACGGCACUGCAACGGGUGCUGAAUCCGGCCCGUCCACGUCCACCGGAGGUCCGCACUCCACUACCGGGAUCCGUCCGGACCUGGACAAGGCCGACAACACCAGCAGCCACAACAUUUCGAUCUCCUCAAUCACCGAAGACGAAGAUGGCAACCCGGUCAGUGGCCACGGCGACGAUGGCGACGGUUCGAGUGCCUUCGAUUCGAGCAGUGACAGCGACAGCGACCUGUGCGACAACGAGCAGAUUAAGAAGGCCAUCGAACGCAUUCCGAACUCGCUGCAGCCCGGCAGUCAGAUGGUGCGGCUUCCGGCGGCCGGACCGGAAACGUCAGUGGUGACGGCAACGGCCCUCCCGGAGCGGCCCAACAUCGGCAGCAUCGCGGUACAAAACUCGUCCGACAUCACGUUCGGCAACAAGACCUACAUCAAGGGCCAGGUCGUGAUCAAGAACAUCUACCACGACCGGAAGGCCACCAACGGGGUUGGCGGUGGAGUGGUCAACGAAGGGUACCGGGAAACGGACGGAGAGGCGGGACUUCCGAGCCAGAAGAAGAAAGAUCUAUCAUCACAGCCCGCCCAACUGCCGCUCUCGUGGCGAUCUAGUCUCAAGUCGAUCAUCCGGGAUAAGCCACUGCUGAGCGCGAUAGUGCUGGUGGCUCUUAUGUUUAUCGUUGUUACCAUCGCCACCGUGGUGUACGUGACAACGUCCGCAGGUAAACCUAGAUUAAGGCCCCACUACGGCGACGGCGACGACGACCGGGCGUACGUGCCUCCGGAUACGGGCAUAGAGGAUGACUUCCUGCCGGAUGCUAAGCCGCUGCGGAUCGUAACCCGAAACGAGUGGCUUGCGCAGCCUCCCCGGGAAAAGCUUGACGAUCUGGUGCUUCCGGUGCACAAGGUUAUCAUCGCCCACACGGCUACCGAGGAAUGCAGCACUCAGUCACAGUGCGUUGCCAUGACGAGUCGCAUCCAGGGAUUCCACAUGGCUCCUGAUUCGAAGAACUUCUCCGACAUUGGGUACAACUUCCUGGUCGGUGCCGACGGGAACGCCUACGAGGGUCGCGGCUGGGACAAACAGGGUGCCCACACGAAGGGGUUCAACAAGGGCAGCAUCUGCAUCGCGUUUAUCGGGACGUUCACCGACGUGGAAGCGCCGCUGACCCAACUCAGUGCCGCGCGCCAGCUGAUGGCGCUGGGCGUCGAGCUGGGAAAGCUUCACGAGCAUUACCGGCUGUACGGGCACCGGCAGCUGGCACCGUUCGAGAGCCCCGGCCGCAAGCUGUACGAAGUGAUCAAAACGUGGCCGCACUGGUCCAGCGAACUUGGUCCCUCCCACUGGGAAGAUGCGGUCCAAGUGGCCGUGAAUGGUUCGGCGAAUGGGUGAAGACUUCGAAUAGAUAAAUAGCAACAGAGUGUACUCCGGUAAUUGUCGAAUAUGC
This is a messenger RNA of Culex quinquefasciatus (southern house mosquito), 1767 nucleotides long. Its product is annotated as peptidoglycan-recognition protein LC. The record is from RefSeq and is a predicted model, not a curated record. Bases 276 to 1712 code for a protein of 478 amino acids. The transcript has 5 exons. NCBI's taxonomy places the organism in Eukaryota, Metazoa, Arthropoda, Insecta, Diptera, Culicidae. Gene Ontology annotation, molecular function: N-acetylmuramoyl-L-alanine amidase activity; zinc ion binding. Gene Ontology annotation, biological process: peptidoglycan catabolic process.